This is a messenger RNA of Leptinotarsa decemlineata (Colorado potato beetle), 2796 nucleotides long. RefSeq names its product exocyst complex component Sec3 (gene Sec3). Gene Ontology annotation, cellular component: plasma membrane; exocyst. The record is from RefSeq and is a predicted model, not a curated record. Gene Ontology annotation, biological process: Golgi to plasma membrane transport; exocytosis. Lineage: Eukaryota; Metazoa; Arthropoda; Insecta; Coleoptera; Chrysomelidae. Gene Ontology annotation, molecular function: phosphatidylinositol-4,5-bisphosphate binding.
GAUAAAUAAUGACUUUUGUUUAUAUUUCAUCCUAACAUUCCUAACCUCAUAAAGUGAUUAAGAGAAAAGUAUAUGGUAGGCGUUUACUUCUUAUAUCUAAUGAUUCAUUUCUUAACACAAUAAUGACUUCCACGAUCAUACGUGAUUUGCAACAGUAUGUGUUUGAACCAAACGAAGAGAGGUUGAUAUCAUGUUGUCAGGUUAGUAAAUAUCUGAAGAAAAAGAAAUCUUCACUACUGUGCCUUGUCACCACGACGGUACUUCCAUACAAUAUCAGUUUAGUUCAAGUAAAACAAACUGACAAACAGCUAUUCAAGAAAAAACGCACUUGGGCUUUAGCUGAACUCAAAUCCGUUGAUGGGCAUACAGACUCUUAUGAAACAUUGGAAUUUGAUUUAUAUUUGGACAAAGUUUACCGUUGGGUAGCAUCCAGUUCUAAAGAAAGACAUGCUUUUAUUCACAACAUUUGGAAGCAAUCUUCACGUCACAUACUGAAGGAUAAACCAAUGUUCAAAAACAUUCCAAAAGCAUGGAUAACGGAAGAUGCCAUGACUCCUGAUCACAAAUACAUCACCUCACCAUUGCUGACUUUAGAUAAUGAUUUUGCUGAUGAUUUUCAAGCAAUUACUGACAAGGAACAGGAGGACCUCAAGAGAUUAAUGUCAUGUUGUGAAUAUGCCAUUAGCAAUGCAGAAGGUUUUAUGGAAGUUCUAGCAAGGGAUUUAUCUCUUCUAGAUGGAGAGAAUGUUCAAAGUGUACUGGCAUCUGAAGACCAGGUGGAAAAAUUGAUGGAUCAGUUAGAAGAGGCUAUAAAUGAAGCCGAUAGGCUUGAAACACAGCUGACAUCUUAUGAUGAAAUUCUCUGUCACGUCAGAGAUACAAUGGAAAACAUGGAAUUCAAAAACUCCACCAUUUCUAUUGCCAACAAAAACAAUCAGUGGUUGAUGAGAGAACUGGAAAAUGUCGUGACCAAACUGGAUCUCCCCAGUGAAUAUCAGAGAACUCUAGAAGAUGCUGAUUUCACAAGUUCUGAAGGACUAACGAUGGCGAUAAAAGCUGCUAAUGCUCUGAAAGUGGCAAUGAACUCCAAUAUCGACAAAGCAUUAUUACAGAUGUCUGCCGUCCAAGAACAAAGAAAAAAAUUCGACAAACUGAAAGAUAAGUUUUCACGUAGUCUUAGCCGCCAGUUAAAUAACCUCUUUAUUCAUUAUGGGAACCACAAAGGGGAAUCUGACAGAAACGUUGAAGGCCUGAAUUUACCACAACACAGCGGGGUUCAUAAGGAGCUCUGUGCUUACAUGGAGCUCAUUCAUUGGAUAAAGGUUAUGGAUAAAAAAAUGUAUGAGUCACUGAAGGAAGUCUACACAAAUUCAUUGGGUAAAUUGUAUGACAGAGAUUUGAGGGGUUUAUUCAAUGCCGCUAGAGAAAAAAUUGCAGUUUAUACAAAUGUGGCUCCACCUACUACCUUGAUAGGUUUGGAUAGAGACCAGUGGACUCUUGAGACAUGCGCUAAGGAUAGAGAGAGAUAUGAUUCUGUGCUCGAAGAAGUUCUUACUCAAUUGGAGCCUGUAUUUUUACAAGAGCAACAAUUUUGUUAUAAAUUUUUUCAACUUGAUGUGAUAAAUCCAACUACCAAAAAUACCCAGACGACUUUGGAUGGAACUGAAUCAAUAACUGAAGUUGUAUCAGUACGUAAAGCCGAGAAACAAAUCGAUGAAGACGUUAGAAACAUGAUGAGUAACUUAUUUUCGUGCUUGAAAACUGAAUUGGACCUAUUGAUCGACCAUAUCAAGAAACAGGACAAUUUUUACUGCAUGUACGUGUUGGUUCGCUUCAAUCAGCAUGUGAUGUCUGCCCAGAGUUCUUUCCUUAGCAAUACAUUCGCUUCGCAGCUCAUCGAAGUUAAACGUUCCUUGGAUCAGUUCAUGCAGCAACAGAUUGACUCCAUCAAGGAAUGUAGAAUAGCCAGGAAGUCUAAAUGCGGAAUCCUCCCUUACGUCUCCAAUCUGGAGAUUUUCGCAAAGAAUGCCGAUUGUUUGCUUAAGAGUGAUCGACGUGCUGAUUUGGAGAAAUGGUACACGAGAUUAGUAGACACCAUGUUAGAAUAUAUUGCUGUGCAUUCUAUAGAUCACAAGACACCGUCACAGGUUAUUAAAAUGGAGAACUACCACCAUUUAUACUCCCUGCUCUCACAACUAAAAAUAUCUGUCUUGGAUAGCCAACGCAAAGAAGCCAAACAAAAAUACAGCGAUUCUUUACAAGCUUAUGUGACUUUGUACUUUGGAAGACCUCUGGAGAAAUUGAACACGUUUUUUGAAGGCGUACAAGCCAGAGUUGCUAGUGGAGUAAAGGCAUCAGAAGUGAGCUACCAGCUAGCGUUUAGCAAACAAGAAUUGAGAAAAGUUAUUAGCCAGUACCCAGGGAGCACGGUCAAGAAAGGGCUUGAAUCUCUCUACAAAAAAGUGGAGAAACACCUAUCGGAAGAAGAAAAUUUACUUCAAGUUGUUUGGAGGGCAAUGCAGGAAGAAUUCAUCAGGCAAUAUAAAAUGUUGGAGGACUUGAUUCAACAGUGCUAUCCAGGUUCUAUGGUCACAUUGGAAUUCACUAUAGAAGAUAUUCUGCACUUCUUUUCAGACAUUGCCCGAUCACACUAGGUUUUUGUUAUAUGUAAUGUAUCAAGUCAGAUAGUAUUAUGGAUUCAAAAACUUUUACUUUUCAAACUCAGUUCUGCAGAAAAUGUAUUCACCAAAAAAUAUUUAGAAUGAUCAUUGUGAUCCUGGGUAUUAUAAAUAAUAU